This is a messenger RNA of Solanum tuberosum (potato), 2401 nucleotides long. RefSeq names its product pentatricopeptide repeat-containing protein At3g53360, mitochondrial-like. The record is from RefSeq and is a predicted model, not a curated record. Gene Ontology annotation, molecular function: RNA binding; protein binding. Gene Ontology annotation, biological process: RNA modification. The coding region runs from base 347 to 1885 and encodes 512 amino acids. NCBI's taxonomy places the organism in Eukaryota, Viridiplantae, Streptophyta, Magnoliopsida, Solanales, Solanaceae. The transcript is spliced from 2 exons.
UGAAGAAAUUAUCUUAGCCUAAAAAUUUAUUUAUCAAAAUCUUAUUUUUGAUUUCACUUUAGCUACUAUUACUCUGUUCUUUCAUGUCCUUCAUUCAACUCCUUCGUGGCUGCACAAGCUCAAAGUCCCUCUUCAAUGGCAAGUCACUCCAUGCUCAGCUACUCAAACUUGGGUCCCAAAAUGCAGACAUUUUCACAAACAAUCACUUGCUCACAAUGUACUUAAAACUCAAUCAACUUGAUGAUGCCCAACAACUGUUCGACAGAAUGCCUGAACGAAACAUCAUUUCUUGGACAACAUUGAUUUCCACAUAUUCUCAAUUGGGGAGUAUCAAGAAGGAUUGAACAUGUUCGUGUUGGCGUUGAGGGGAGGGGUGAUAUUGAAUGAGUUUUUCUGUGGGAGUGUUUUGGGCGCUUGUGCUGCGAUAAAAAGUUUGCAACUUGGAAUGCAAAUUCAUGGUUUGAUUGUUAAGUCUAGUUUGGGGAUGGAUCAGUUUGUGGUGACUGGUUUGAUUAAUUUUUACGCUAAAUGUGGUCGAUUGGAAUUGGCACGUCAAGCUUUUGAUGAGGCAGAUGAACCGGAGUUGCAUGCUUGGACUGCGAUUAUUGGAGGUUGUGUGCAGUUAGGGAGUGGAAGAGAGGCCAUUGAACUUUUCUGCAAGUUGCUUUCCUCGGGGUUGAAACCAAGCGAGAGAACAUUUUCAUCAGUUAUUGGAGCUUUUGCUGAUAUAAAAGAACUUAGAGUUGGGAAACAGAUUCAUUCCCGGAUUGUAAAACAGGGAUUCGACUCAUUUAGUUUCGUAUGCAAUGCUUUGUUGGAUUUUUACUCCAAAAGUGAAUUGUUUGAGAAAUCAUUAAAGCUCUUUCAAGAAAUGAAAGAACAUGAUGUUGUUAGCUGGAAUACGCUAAUUGCUGGAUGUGUGAGCUCAGGUCGGUAUGAAGAAGCUUUGAGAUUUCUCAGGGAAAUGUUGCUUGAGGGUUUUGAACCAAGUCUAUACACAUACUCAAGCAUUUUGAGCAUUUGUGGAGAUUUACCAGCUAUUGAAUGGGGCAAGCAAACCCAUUGCCGUGUACUGAAGUCUAGAUUUGAUUCCAAUGUGGUUGUUGACAGCGCCCUCAUUGAUAUGUAUGCUAAAUGUGGACGACUUGGUUAUGCACGUAGAGUUUUUGACAUCCUUCCCGCGAAAAACUUGAUAUCUUGGAACACCAUGGUUGUAGGAUACGCCCAGCAUGGGUUUGGGAAAGAAGCUUUGGAAAUUUAUGGUAUGAUGCAGAGCAGUGAGGUUAAGCCUAACGACAUUACAUUUCUUGGAGUAUUAUCUGCCUGUGGACACGUUGGACUUUUAGACGAAGGACUUCACCAUUUUACUAGCAUGACUAAGGUGCACGAAAUCAUUCCAAGGACAGAUCACUUGGCUUGUGUAGUCAGUCUAUUCGCACGCAAAGGAAAAACAAAAGAAGCUUAUCGUUUCAUAAAGAGCUUUUCAGGGGAACCGGAUAAGGUAGUGUGGCGUUGUCUCUUGUCUGGUUGCAAAGCUAAUAGAGACUUUGUCUUGGGGAAAUAUGCUGCUGAAAAGAUUCUAGAUAUCGAUCCUGAUGAUACUUCAGCCUACAUUGUAUUAUCUAACAUUUACGCGGAGUUACAGAUGUGGGAUGAAACAGCCAAGAUUAGGAAACUGAUAAAGGCGAAGGCGUUAAAGAAGGAAACUGGACAUAGUUGGAUUGAAUUACAGAACAAAAUGUAUACAUUCUCGGCAUGUAAUAUCAUGUCCCUUCAAGAAAGUUAUCUGCAGCAAGUUUUGACUGGAUUGACAGCCCAAUUGUUAGAUUCAGGGUAUGUCCCUGAUCUCAUGUUUUCGCUGAAUUUUGAGGAGCAAGUUAUCUGAUAACGAGUUAUCCAUCCGUGCUUGGAUAACUCGUUAUCAGACUACAAUGAAUCGACAGUGCUGAAACCUCAUUAUGUGAGAGGUCAACACUCAACAAGGUUAACUCCUUAUGACUUCAAUAUGUCUCCAGCAAACUCGGUCCCAAGCCUGAAUAGAGGAGGAGGAUUAUAGACAGUUGACUAGCAACAUAGAGAUAGUCUAACUACGAAGAUCCUCUUCGUAGAUGUAAGAGGAUUCAUAUAAUCGAUUCCAACUAGGUUUCUAUCAGGAGUUAGUUACUAUUGAGAUGUCAACAAAUAUCCAUUCUUGGGCCUACUCCAGUUGACCAUCCCAACACAGUAAUGCCCCCAAGGGAUCGGGGAGAAAUGAUAUCGUAGGGCACUUACAAUUUUUUUUUAGUUUUAUGGUCUUUUCAUAAAGAAUCUUUCGUUUUUACAGAAAUUUGAAAAGAUCAUUUUCUUCUAUUCAAGUUGUAAGAUGACUAGAGAUCUCAAUUUUCUUGAGGGUUCACUUGAU